UGCUUGUGGCACUUGAGUAAAAAUGCAAACAGUAGGUUUGGUUUAUUGAAGUCUGAUAAAAAUUUCAAAAACGCAUUCUACAAGUGUUUAAGUGGGUGUAUAACACCAAAUGAUUUUGAAGAAACUUGGAAAUCUAUGAUCAACACUUUUAAGCUGGAAAAAGAUGAUUGGUUCAACAGAUUGUAUGGUCUUAAAGAAAAAUGGUGUACAGCUUUAAGUAAAGAUUUUUUUUUCUGCCGGUAUACUUUCUUCACAAAGGAGUGAAAGUACAAACCAUGCUGUUGGAUUUAAAGCAAAUAAAAGUACAACAUUAACAGAGUUCUAUAGUAUUUUUCAAGCUACAAUAAAUCGAUGGAGAAAAACCGAAGAAAAAGACGACUUUGACUGUACAAGGGGAAUACCUACUUCAGAGCUAAGUAUGAGUGCUAUAUUAAAACAGGCAGCAAAUGUAUACACGAUAACACUUUUCCGUGAUUUUGAAGAAGAGUUCAAGCUUUCUGUGGCAAGUAGUACAAUGUUCAAGGGAAGUGUUGGAAGAACAGUGUUUUUUGAAGUGUGGAUAGAAGGAAUAACAGGAUCAAGGCAAGAAGUUCAAUACAAAAUGGAAGAUUCAACCGUCACUUGCACAUGCAAAAACUUUGAAGAAUCUGGAUGGUUGUGCUUCCAUUGUUUGAGAAUAUUGCAUUUACAUUCAAUCAAUACAAUUCCAGAUCGUUACAUAACAACAAGAUGGACUAGAUAUGCAAAGAAACAGAUAUGGGAAAGGGUUGAUACAAUAAAAAGGGAGAAAGGUGAAAUCAACAAUUUUACUGGUUGGAGAUUACAUAUGAUCAGAAGAAAAUUUACCGAGGAGAAGUUUAAAACGAAUAAUAAAGCACUUGAUGAAAUCAUAAAAAAGGAAGAAGAAAGGAAGGCAAAAGAAGAAGCUGCAAAGAUAGCAGAACAAGAAAAGGCAAAAGCUGAAGCACAACGACAAACACAAGACGAAGAAUCAACUAAUUCUGAAAUAACAAUUGUGCUUGAUCCUGAUCGUGCUAAUACUAAAGGAAAGAUUUUGACAAUAUAG
Molecule: messenger RNA, 1066 nt
Organism: Spinacia oleracea (spinach)
Lineage: Eukaryota; Viridiplantae; Streptophyta; Magnoliopsida; Caryophyllales; Amaranthaceae
Product: protein FAR1-RELATED SEQUENCE 9-like
Exons: 4
Coding region: 419-1066 (215 amino acids)
Molecular function (GO): zinc ion binding
Source: RefSeq, a predicted model, not a curated record